This is a messenger RNA of Stegodyphus dumicola, 1167 nucleotides long. Its product is annotated as innexin unc-9-like. Gene Ontology annotation, molecular function: gap junction channel activity. Gene Ontology annotation, cellular component: gap junction; plasma membrane. NCBI's taxonomy places the organism in Eukaryota, Metazoa, Arthropoda, Arachnida, Araneae, Eresidae. The record is from RefSeq and is a predicted model, not a curated record.
AAUAGUUUUCAAGUUGGUUAGAAGCAGGAUUAUUGUUUAUUUUUUUGACGGACGAAGGCGAACAAAAAGAAAAUUCAAAUUACGUACUUUUUCAGUUUUUGCUAUUUUUUCAAGCUUAGAUGUAAUUACAGAACUAGAGUUGAAAAGAGUUUUUUUAGAACUUGAGUAACGGCGUUUAUUAUCGUGUUUCAUAUUGUGUGGCAGGAAAAGUUUUUCAAAGCGCUAGGCAAAGACGAAGUGUCGUCAGAAUUCAGUCUCAGGCUCUGUCCCGGCCAUGCUCGUGCCUCUCAUCAUUAAUACCACUACCACGAUCAGAAUCACUGCCUCAAUCAGUGCCGUAAGUGCUGAAUCCAGCCAAACUUUGCUAAGAUGUCGUUUCUUCUUCGCUUCCAUGAUCUGAUCGGUGGUAUCCACGUCCCCAUUGACGACGGUAUUGACAAGCUCAACCGGAAAUAUACACUGCUCAUCUUCCUCUUCCUAGCACUGCCCAUCUUCACCAAACAGUACAUCGGUGAUCCUAUUGAAUGUUUUACUCCCACCUAUUUCAGCGAAAGCCAAGCGCGAUAUGUCAACAGUUAUUGUUGGACUACGUCCACUUAUUACUUAGUGACAGACGGAACUGUGGAUGAUAUAGGUGAACCUGCUGAGAACACAUUUGAUCCUAAAACUUUGCCAGAUGAAAUAGACUACAGCGCCGGCAUCGGAGAAGAAGGAGCUAUCACUGCCGAAAAACUUCGCCGCGUAAGGGUCACCUACUACCAAUGGUCACCUCUCAUCCUCUUGGUGCAGGGAUGUUGUUUCCAUCUGCCGUUCGUUCUUUGGGGGGCCUGCGCUCACAACGCCGGGGUCAAGAUCCGCAGGCUGUUAAAGAGAGCCUCAGACAUUGCCAGUCUACCACCCGGUUGCCAACAGAGAGAGGCUCUCUUGGCUGAAUUCGUGGACCAGUUCCAUACAAUGGUCAACGGUAACGUUGGUUGCUGCGCCGAUCCAUCUUGCCGGAUCCCGAUCACGUGCCGUUGUGGCACUGGCCCCAGUCGCUACCUGUGCCUCUUGUACCUACUGGUGAAGAGCCUUUAUGUCCUGAAUGUUUUCCUGCAAUUUCUGCUUUUGACUGCAUUUAUGGGAAGGGGCUACUUCAAACACGGCGUAGAACUUCUGCGAAGGUGA